AUGUCGCCACCGACGAACGGUGCCAUCUCGCUCGCCUACGCGCCGUCGUCCAUGAUGCUGGGGGCGGGCGCCCUGACGAACCCGCCGCUCCUCCCCUUCGACGGCUUCACGGACGAGGACUUCCUCGCCGCCGACGCCGCUCUCUUCGGCGGGGCUGGCGGCGCCGACCAGACCCUCCUCCUGCUGCCCUCGUGCCCCGGGACGAACGGCGGCGGCGGCAGCAGUAGCUCCGCCCAGGGUCUCGGAGCAGCCCUGGCGUGUGGUGAGGUCACGACCGCCGUCGCCGCCGGAUCCUUCUCGCUCGCGGGCCAGCCUGCGCCUGGGCAGGUUUCGUGGGAGGUCACGACUGCCGUCGCCGAGGACUGCACCACCAACUUCUCGCCCUCGCCACCGUCCCCGGCGCUGCCGCCCGUGCAAACCACCGCCCAGAGGACCUCCAUCUACCGCGGGGUGACCAGGCACAGGUGGACGGGGCGGUACGAGGCGCACCUGUGGGACAACACGUGCCGGAAGGAAGGCCAGAAGCGCAAGGGGCGCCAAGGUGGCUACGACAAAGAAGAUAAGGCUGCUAGGGCAUACGAUAUUGCUGCUCUGAAGUAUUGGGGUGAUAAUGCUACUACUAACUUCCCUAGAGAGAACUACAUCAGAGAGAUUCAGGAUAUGCAGAACAUGAACAGGCGUGAUGUUGUAGCCUCACUGAGGAGGAAGAGCAGUGGCUUUUCUAGAGGAGCAUCAAUCUACAGAGGAGUAACAAGGCACCACCAACAAGGACGCUGGCAGGCAAGAAUCGGCCGUGUUGCAGGGAACAAGGAUCUGUAUCUUGGGACUUUCGCAACCGAACAAGAGGCUGCAGAGGCGUACGACAUCGCGGCACUGAAGUUCAGGGGCGAGAACGCCGUGACCAACUUCGAGCCCAGCCGGUACAACCUGCUAGCAAUCGCUCAACGAGAAAUCCCCAUCCUGGGGAAGAAGCUGAUUCAGAAGCCAGCUCCGGAGGCUGAAGACCAGGCCGCUCUGAGCACUCCUUCAUUCUCCCAGUCCCAGCAGUCGAGCAACAGCCUGCCACCGUAUUUCCUCACCAACCUCCUGCAGCCGCUGCCGUCUCAGCCCUCGCUAGCUCAGCCUCUGCCGAGCUACAACAACUUCGGGUUCGGGGAGCCCAGCUUCUACCGGCCCUGCCCUGCCCCUGCCCCUGCCCCUGGGGUAACCCAGAGCAGAAGGUGCAGUUUGGCAGCAAGCUGGAAAUCGUCAACGGUCUCAUGCAUCUGGCCAACUCUGCUGCGAACUGACAGUGCUUAUCUGAAAUGCCGGUGUUUUGCGUGGAAACUGCGAGGAGGAACUGACGUUUUGUUUGGGUGGCUUGGGGGCAUGUUCAUGGAACUGAUAGCCUGA
Miscanthus lutarioriparius is the source of this 1392-nucleotide messenger RNA. The record is from the annotation of a GenBank genome assembly. Lineage: Eukaryota; Viridiplantae; Streptophyta; Magnoliopsida; Poales; Poaceae.